UUCACACUUCCACAGAACUGCACUGGAAGUCAGUUAAACGGAGAAACAACUACUACUCUUAACCAGAUUUCACAAAACUGAAAUGCUGGAAAUGGCUGGUAAACAGACCUCAUUCUUCAUUGUGCUGUUUCUGCUGUCUCAAGUGUUGCAUAACAUCGCCAGCCAACAGUGUGGAGCCGACAGCGACCUUUACUCCAUUUACCAAAUGAUGCUCAAGGGCUACACGUUUAAAACCUUCAAGUUUCAACCAGGUACGCUGGAAUGCCGGGAGGCUUGCCUCGCUGAUGUUAGAUGUCAAAGCUACAACGUCGUCAUGUUUGUUGCAAUAUGCGAGUUAAAUAACCGGACCAAGGAGGCCAGACCCGAGGACUUUGUCAAAGACAAAGACAGAUAUUACAUGGCAAAAAAAUCAAGACGAGUCCCUCUCGGUUCCAUUCCUGAGCUGCCGGCUGAUUCGUGUAAAGAGAUUAAGGCGAUUGAAGAUCAUUGCAUUAAACACCGAUGCCAAAACGAUGCGAAGUGCGUAAACGGUCACGUGAACUACACAUGUGAGUGCAACUCAUCUGGGUGGACUGGAAACUAUUGUGAGCAAGACGUAAAUGAGUGUGCCGACGAAAAACCCGUCUGUGAUGGAAAUGCUGAAUGUAACAACAUCCUGGGAUCUUUUAACUACACGUGCAAAGAUGGCUUUUCAGGGAAUGGAUCACACUGCACUGAUAGAUAA
Molecule: messenger RNA, 724 nt
Organism: Stylophora pistillata
Lineage: Eukaryota; Metazoa; Cnidaria; Anthozoa; Scleractinia; Pocilloporidae
Source: RefSeq, a predicted model, not a curated record